Messenger RNA from Closterium sp. NIES-65, 4959 nucleotides. Lineage: Eukaryota; Viridiplantae; Streptophyta; Zygnematophyceae; Desmidiales; Closteriaceae. The record is from the annotation of a GenBank genome assembly.
AUGACGGUGAACAACGUGAGCCUGCUGCCGGGCUACAUGCUGGAGCGCCAGGUGUACUUCAAGCACCGCAGCGCGCGCUUCUUCCGCACGCGCUCCUACGCGCUCUCGCAGCUCAUCGCCAGCCUGCCACUCUCCAUCGUUGAGGCGACCAUCUGGUCGGUGCUGGUGUAUUUCCUCUCGGGCCUCACGCUCUCCGACUACGGAGCGCACUUCUUCAUCUUCCUCUUCGUCCUCUCCCUCGUGGCCAUUCACGGCGCUGCCAUGAUCCGCUUCAUCGCCUUCACCUCCCGCACCCUCCGCUCCGCCGCCUUCGCUGCGGCCAUCUUCAUGGGCCCCGGCAUGUUCCUCUUCGGCCACAUCCUUGUAGCCAAGGCGCUUAUACCGAGUUUCUGGAUCUGGCUAUACUGGAUCAACCCCAUGCAGUGGGCGUCGACGGUCCUAGCGAUCAACGAGCAGCGGAAGUACGUUCCUGUGCAGUUCUGCCCAGCUCCUGCACUCGUCCCGACCAACAUGCCGUACUGUGUGGGGCGCGAGAACUGGCCGAUCGGCCGAGCGUACAUGGAAGAGUACAGCUGGAACUACGAAUGGGGGUAUUUGAUCGCAGGGCCGUUUGUGAUUCUCGCGUGGAUUGCCAUUUGGACGGUGGGGACGUUUCUGAGCAUGCGGCCGCAGCACUACAGCACCUUUGCUGCGCCCGUGAGAGUGCUCUCAGAGGCCAAGCGCGGAGGGAAGCGGGCUGGUGCGAGGGAGGAGGGGAACGGGAAUGGGACUGGGGGAGGAGCAACUGGGGGAGGAGCAACUGGGUCAGUAGCAGCGAGGGUUUUGGGGGCAGUUACGGCUGCCAUGGGGGGUUCAUGGCAGCGGAGGGGCAGUGGGAAGGAGGGAGCAGCAGCGGGCGGAGGAGAGGGCACCUCCCAGAAGAAGCCUGGCGGAGCAGAGGAGCAGGGAGGGAUGGGAGGGCAUUCGAGCUACAGGGAUGUGGAGUGGGGUCCUGGUCCUGCCGUUUCGAGGGACGGCCAUGGAAGCUCAACAGCAGAAGAAGCAGCAGUGGCAGCGGCGGCAGCAGCGGCAGAGGCAGCAGGGGCAGCAGAGGCAGCGAUCAUGGACUGCAACAUUCCCUUCACCCCGUACAUCAUCACGUUUGAAAACCUCUCCUGCUCCGUGCCGCUGCCCUGCCCGCCCGAGAACGCCUGGGGGAAGUCUUCGGUGGGCGCUGGUGGGGAGGCGAGGAGGAGGAGUGAGGCGAGCCGGUGCCUGGUGCGGGGGGUGACGGGGUGGGUGAAACCGGGGGAGGUGACAGCUGUGACGGGCGCCAGGGGCACAGGCAAGACCACUCUGCUCAACUGCCUUGCAGGCCGCAAGAUACCCGGCAAGGUGAAUGGCCGACUGCUGGUGAACGGAAAGCCAAGGGACCUCCCAUCGUUCCUGCGCACCACUGCAUACAUCCAAGGCGCCGACCUCCUCUACCCGCUGCUCACCCUGCGGGAGAGCCUGCUGUACCGCACCACCCUCACUCUCCCCGACCAAGUACAAGACGAGCAACGCCGCGCGUUCGUCGCGCAGAUUUUGUCUCUUACGGAGUUUACGGGCGGCAUGGCGGACAGCCUGGUGCAGGAUAUUCUGGCGGACGGCGUGGGGUCGGCGUAUGUGGAGAAGCGGAUCGUGUUUGCAAUGGAGAUGGCGGGCAACCCCAGCGUCGUGUUCUUUGACAUGCCGUUCCUGCGCAUGGACACCACUGAAGUGGCUAAGUUCUCCGGCAUGCUCAAGCACGUGGCGGCAGCAUGGGGGAGAGCGAUGGUGGUGGUGUCGAACGCGGUUACCGCCUUCCAUCUGAACGCCUUCCACUCGCUGCUCAUGCUGGGCAGCGGGGGGGACAUGGUCUACUUUGGGCCAGCGGGCAGGAACGGGAACGCACUGGUGGAGUAUUUCUCAGCCAUCCCGGGCACGCCCCCAGUGCCCCCACACACGAACCCCAUCAUAUUCAUCGAGCACCUGCUGGGGGACGACGCCACUGCCACCCGGCAGCGCGCCACCGCGUGCGACUACGCCGUGGAGUACCGCGUCUCCGAUCUCGCUAUGCUCAACGCCCACCGCCUUUCCGCUCUCCGCCGCGGCGGCGCUGCUGCUGCUGCCGCCUUUGCUGACCACGCCGCUGCUGCCAAUCUCGAGGCUGCCAAGUCAAUGGGCAGGGAUGCUGCUGCUGCUGCCGCUGCUGCUGCCGCCGCUAGUGGCGGUGGUGAGAGUGGGAGGGGAUUCGUUGAAUCAGGAGCGGGUGGCAUGGAGCACGAGAGCGCCAGCCUGGCAAUGGUGGCGUCUGACUCAGCGUGGUCCCUUGCUGCGUUGGAGCAGGAAGAAGCAAUAGCAGCCAAGGGGGCAGAAGCCUUAGCAGGGUCAGUGAGCGGGCGUGACACCGGUGCUGCUGCUGCUGCGGCUGUUGCUGCUGCUGCUGGUCUGACUGGAAGUGAGUCUGCGGAGGGAGAGGGAGAAGGAGGAGGGGGUGGAGGAGGGUGGCUGAAAGCCAAAGGCAUGAUUCGACGCCGAGCAGCAUCCGCUGCAGCAGCAGCUGCGAUAGUGUCAAACGCAGCAGAAUCCCACGCAGCAGCAGCCGCAGCAGCAGCAGCAGCAGCAGCAGCAGAAGCGGAAGCAGCGGCAACAGCAGCAGCGGAAGCAGAAAGCACCCCCAACGAAGAAGCCACGCCAGCCGAGCCGCUCCUCCUCAUGCCCGCGCUGCCGCCCGUGGCAGUGAAGCUCCCGAGCCCAUGGCGCAAGCUGAUGGCGGUGCAGUACAGCAUCCACCUCUUCUACUGGCGCAACACCUCGCACUCCCUCAACCGCAUCAUCCAGUCCUCCAUCCUCGGCCUCCUCAUCGGCUCGCUCUUCUCCCAAUACCCCGUGCACAACCUGCUGCAGGUGAGGGCACAACCUGCUGCAGGUGAGGGGCACAACCUGCUGCAGGCCACCACAGCACAGGAGUUCCCCUCACAGUACUGGCGUUCGGCACGACGCGGCACGGAGGCACGAGAGAGGGGGGCUGGCCAUUCUGAUCUGCUCCCUUUUGCACCCCUCCUCUCCCACCAACCAUCCCCCUGUGCGCCCCACGUCUCUUGUGCAGGCCACCACAGCGCAGGCGUUCCCCUUCGCAGUGCUGGCGUUCGGCACGACGCGGCACGGAGGCACGAGAGUGGGGGGCUGGCCAUUCUGAUCUGCUCCCUUUUGCACCCCUCCUCUCCCACCAACCAACCCCCUGUGCGCCCCACGUCUUUUAUGCAGGCCACCACAGCGCAGGCGUUCCCCUUCGCAGUGCUGGCGUUCGGCACGACGCGGCACGGAGGCACGAGAGCCACCACAGCGCAGGCGUUCCCCUUCGCAGUGCUGGCGUUUGGCACGACGCUGCACGGAGGCACGGCGGUGGGGCUGGUGAAUCAGACCAAGAAGGUGUUCACCCAGGAGCGCAUCUACAACCAGCACUUUGCUUUCCUCUACACGCUGGGCUACACCGUGGUUGAGAUCCCCUACCUGCUGCUCACCUCCCUCGCACUCGUGUCAGUGGCAGCGCCACUGGCGGGCCUGGCAGUGAGCAGCGCGGCGCUCUUCUUCUCCUUCGGCCUCACGCAGUUCCUGGCCGCUCUCUCCGUCACCUACUUUGGCUUCAUGCUCUCCGUGCUGCUGCCCCACCCCAAGUACGGGGCAGUGGUGAUUUCCUUCUUCAUCACGGCGUGGGUGGCGACGUGUGGCUUCUUCCUGCCCUACGCCUUCACCAAAAACUUCUUCCUCGCCGUCUAUUGGACCAACCCCAUCCAGCUUUACCAAUCACCGCCCCUUUCUCUCUUCUUCUUCGCUGCACUCCUCCCAUCACCCAUCCUUCCCAUACCAGGCCUGUCUUCCCUCCUCAAUCUUUCUCCCUGCAACCAUUUCCUGGCCUACAGACCUACUGUUGUCCAGGCACAGUGUAGUCACUUGUCAGGAUUCUCUCAACUCCUGUGGCAUCGCCUCUGCACCAAUCUCCCCUCUCUCCUCUCUACCCCCAUCCCUCUCUUUCCCUCUGUCCUCAUCCCUCUCCUUCCCUCUGUCCUCAUCCCUCUCCUUCCCUCUGUCCUCAUCCCUCUCCUUCCCUCUGUCCUCAUCCCUCACCUUCCCUCUGUCCUCAUCCCUCUCCUUCCCUCUGUCUUCAUCCCUCUCCUUCCCUCUGUCUUCAUCCCUCUCCUUCCCUCUGUCUUCAUCCCUCUCCUUCCCUCUGUCCUCAUCCCUCUCCUUCCCUCUGUCUUCAUCCCUCUCCUUCCCUCUGUCUUCAUCCCUCUCCUUCCCUCUGUCUUCAUCCCUCUCCUUCCCUCUGUCUUCAUCCCUCUCCUUCCCUCUGUCUUCAUCCCUCUCCUUCCCUCUGUCUUCAUCCCUCUCCUUCCCUCUGUCUUCAUCCCUCUCCUUCCCUCUGUCUUCAUCCCUCCCUCUCCUUCCCUCUGUCUUCAUCCCUCUCCUUCCCUCUGUCUUCAUCCCUCUCCUUCCCUCUGUCUUCAUCCCUCUCCUUCCCUCUGUCUUCAUCCCUCUCCUUCCCUCUGUCUUCAUCCCUCUCCUUCCCUCUGUCUUCAUCCCUCUCCUCCCCUCUGUCCUCAUCCCUCUCUCCCCUCUCUCCCCAUCCCUCUCCCCCUCUGCCCCUAUCCCCGUUCCCCCACGCAGUACGCCCUGAACGGCCUCACAGCAACAGCCUACUACUGCAACACCUCUGCACCGGAGUGCACCAUUCCGGGCUGCCCCGGCACCAGUUCAGCCUGCGACAGCUGUCCCUGCAAGUGGUACCUCAACCCCAUCAGCGGCCCUGAGUAUCUGUGGAACUUCCUCGUCGCCACCAAGUCGGCACGCAGUGCCGUGCACUGGGACUGGCUCUUCCUCCUCUGCUUCUGCGUCUUCUGCCGCGUCACUGCCUUUGCUGCGCUGCGCUUCCUGCGCCAUAACCACCGGGCAUGA